This is a messenger RNA of Olea europaea var. sylvestris, 843 nucleotides long. RefSeq lists its product as uncharacterized. Lineage: Eukaryota; Viridiplantae; Streptophyta; Magnoliopsida; Lamiales; Oleaceae. Gene Ontology annotation, molecular function: RNA-DNA hybrid ribonuclease activity; nucleic acid binding. The coding region runs from base 148 to 828 and encodes 226 amino acids. The transcript has 7 exons. The record is from RefSeq and is a predicted model, not a curated record.
CUUUUUUAUUUCUUCUAUUACCCGUUUACUUUCCCGAGUCUUGAAUAGGCAGAACUGUAAGCCCCUUCACAUCCCACGAAUAAAAAAGUAAUCGAGGGAAUUUGGCUUUGUUCUGUUAAAUAUUUUAUUGAAGAUAAAGCAACGAAAAUGGGAGAUGAAAAGGAUGCGUUUUAUGUUGUACGGAGAGCGAACACCUUUGGGGUGUACAAGAGCUUAAGCGAUCUUCAAGCUGUGCUUCAAUCUUCUGUAAAUGAUCCUUUGCUAAGUGUGUUCAAAGGAUACAGUUUAUCUAGAGAAGCAGAGGAUUAUCUUUCCUCUCAUGGACUAAAGAACGCGAUUUACUCCAUUGAUGCCAGCGAUGUGCAAGAUGAUCUCUUUGGCCAACUUGUCACUUGCCCAUUUCGGCACCCAAAUUCUUCUAAAGAUAAAGCUGUUAGCAAGAAUUAUCCAGAGAAGAGGCCACAGGAGAUUGUUGGAUCAGCUUCAUUUGCUGAUAGUUCUCAGCAAAAGCAUGUAAAAUUAGAUAAUUUCCUUCCGGUUCCGCCAGUUUCAUCUUAUUGUAGUUCCUGUAUUCUUGAGUUUGAUGGCGCCUCGAAGGGUAAUCCUGGUCUAGCAGGUGCUGGAGCUGUGCUGCGGGCUGCAGACGGAAGCAUGGUGUUUCGAUUGCGUGAAGGCAUGGGUGUUGCCACUAAUAAUGCUGCUGAAUAUCGAGGUCUCAUUUUGGGAUUGAAGUAUGCAAUUUCAAAGGGUUUCAAACAUAUACGUGCUCAAGGAGACUCGAAACUUGUCUGCAUGCAGGUUCUCGUUUAUUUUUUUUAUUACCUUUGAUUUAUCAUAUCUUCA